UAAUAUAUAGGCCACUUUGCUGCGUCGCUUCUGACACGUCAUUAGCAGAGGGAGAGAACGUUCAGGAGAAACAGUGAACAGAGUUCUCGUGGUUGACAGAGGUUAUUGUGGGGUGAAAGUGAACAACGUUUGAAAAAAAUAAGGAAGGGAAUACCUUAGAUUUGGUGGAUGAAGUAAGAUUAACCUCCGAUAUUUGUUGUCAUAUCGUACAAAAAGGAUUUCACUGCAGUGUUGCACCGUACAGGGACGCAAAAAUGUCGUCUCCAAGUCCGGGCAAGAGGCGAAUGGAUACCGACGUGGUGAAACUCAUUGAAAGCAAACACGAAGUCACCAUCCUCAGCGGGCUGAACGAGUUUGUGGUGAAGUUUUACGGGCCGCAAGGAACGCCAUAUGAAGGAGGCGUGUGGAAGGUGCGAGUGGACCUGCCAGAUAAAUACCCCUUCAAGUCUCCAUCAAUAGGUUUUAUGAAUAAAAUAUUCCACCCAAACAUUGAUGAAGCGUCAGGCACUGUUUGUCUAGAUGUCAUCAACCAGACGUGGACAGCCCUUUACGAUCUCACCAACAUUUUUGAGUCAUUUUUACCUCAGUUAUUAGCGUACCCUAACCCCAUCGACCCGUUAAAUGGAGACGCAGCGGCCAUGUACCUGCACCGGCCAGAGGAGUACAAGCAAAAAAUCAAAGAAUACAUCCAGAAAUAUGCAACAGAGGAGGCGCUGAAGGAGCAGGAGGACGGAGACUCCUCGUCUGAGAGCAGCAUGUCAGAUUUCUCAGAGGACGAGGCCCAGGACAUGGAGCUGUAGUGACAUCCCCCACUCUUCUCCAACCACAAAGACUGAUAUUUUUCUCUUUUUUUUCCUGAAAUAUUCGAAGCAGACUUAUGAUAUUCAUAUUUAAACAUGGCAAUUUUUUAUUACUAAAACAGGAAUUUUUAUGACUAUAUUCGCGUCUGUGUAAAAACGCCACCCUUUUGUGAGGGUUUCUUUUUUUAUUAUAAUUUCUUGAUCAUGCUCCCUCCCUUCCACAAAAUGUCAGUAAAUAUCGUCAUGUACUGUCCCACAAAUAAGUAGUAGCCCAGUCUGACUGCAUGAGAAGACUCAUUACCCCUAACAUUAUUCGUCACAAAAACAAACAAACAAACAAGCAAACAAACAAGCAAAAUUGGGCUGAUGUGGGGACAGCGCAGUGACGAUAAGUGGUGGCCUCCUGCACCCACUGGGAGAAAAAAAAGGCAAAGGAUGCUGUUGUUGCUAUACCGUGGCAACACUAAAAAAUAAGUUCACUUUCACACGUUUUUUUGAAAUGAGCUGUUUUAUUUUUACAGUAUACAAGUAUAGUUAUGUAAGGGCCCUAAGUAAGGAUCUCAAAAGGCUUGUGCUCGUUAUGUACUACCUUACUUGCCUCUUGAUGAAUUUUUCUGCGGAUUUUUGGAUUUCUUGCUUAUUCUGCGUUGUGUGUGGGAGGAGGGCGGGACUAAAAAGGGGAUUGUGGACAAAAAAAAUCAUCAGCAAGACCUUUUUUUAUAUGCACAAUGGAUAUUUUCACCUUAUUGUUCAUAUUAGGAGCAUCUUGUGUACAUAGAACAUGGCACCAAGACUGAGAAUCAGUUGGCUUCUCUGAUCUCAGAUGGGAACUCCUGUGUCUGGCCUUCCAUUCCAACAAAGACAUUCUUCAGGUGAACUGUUGCCUGACCAGGAGAUGGCUAUCCAGGCUGCCGACUGAUGACAUGCCGGUUUGCGAAAAAGGCCUCUUUCCCGUUUUGGUUUUUUGUCUCUUACGUGUCUGUUAUCCUUUGCUUGUGACCACGAGGAUUAUUAACACAGAGAUGCCCACCGAAAGAAAAAAAAAUGCCCUGAGCAUUGCUUUUAAACAAACAAAAAAUAGCCUGCAGAUAUUUUUUGGGUAACUGGCUGUGUGUAUGUAUACAUCUUGUGUAGGCUAAACAGUAUUCAGUUUUUAUCUGGGGUUGUGGGAAGGGAGGGAGGGGGGAGGUUUGGGGUGGGGGUGUUGGUGUGUGUUUCAUUUAUCCUGUUUUCCAGAUUGUUAACACAUGGAUGUGUUAAUACAAAAAUAGUCCCACAUAUCAUUCUCCAUGUUGCCAGUCUCAGCAAUGGCUCUGUAUCCCCUAUGACUACUGUAAGAUGGAUGGAUUACUACUCUGUGUCAGUAGGACUGUAAUCUUGUAAAAGUCAAUGUACAAGCCAUGUCUGUAAAGCAAACUUGGAGGUGUGUUUUGCAGGAGAGGAAAUGGCAAUAAAGAGUGAUAUGGGGGAAACCAA
Messenger RNA from Engraulis encrasicolus (European anchovy), 2276 nucleotides. RefSeq names its product ubiquitin-conjugating enzyme E2 H-like. The record is from RefSeq and is a predicted model, not a curated record. Bases 255 to 800 code for a protein of 181 amino acids. Lineage: Eukaryota; Metazoa; Chordata; Actinopteri; Clupeiformes; Engraulidae. The transcript is spliced from 7 exons. Gene Ontology annotation, biological process: protein polyubiquitination; ubiquitin-dependent protein catabolic process. Gene Ontology annotation, molecular function: ubiquitin conjugating enzyme activity. Gene Ontology annotation, cellular component: nucleus.